CUUUACCAAUGAAACAGUUUUGUACAACUCAGAGUGCAUUUGGAUGUAUGCGUUUCUGCCUGCUGCGAUUUUUUUCUCAUCUGACAGUUGCAGAAUUUUUAAUUUGGUGGCAUAUGCUGUUGCUGGACAGUUUCGAAAAAAGUGGAAAGUAUUUUUAUGAAAAUGGCGACAAUUAAUUUGAAUGAUUUUGAUCUAGUUUAUAAAAGUCCCAAUGAGCUAUUGGUUGAGAAAGAAGAUGUUUUCAUUCAACACAAAACGAGUGAUGAAAUCAUCAACGUUAGAAGGAUCGACGUAGCAGACUUUUUUGGCAUACCGUUGCAUGUUCCGGAUGAUGAAGAUAACAGCGAGAACAGUGAACUACCGACAGUUGCGAGUUCUGUUCAGGGUUUUUCUAAAGCAGAAGUUGGAAAUGCUGCAUGGACAGACGGAGCUACCAAGUGCUUGCUGGAGGGUUACAAGCAUGCAAUACCUCAAGUUGGUCCGAUGAAAAAAUUUCAGAGAAAAAAAGACAUGUGGAGUGCUCUGGCUGCGGAUAUCAAUAAAACCUGCAGUACCAGUUAUACAGGACCUCAAACAGAGAACCGUUACAAAACGGUGCUAAAGAGGACCAAAAACACCCUUUCAAACAACCGAACUAGUGGAGCGCAGCGAUCGGUUGAUCCAUAUCAAGAUGAAAUGGUGGCGAUAAUCCAACGAGAUGAUUCAAUUGUACCCGAGGUUCACGUCAGUCAGGAUCAAAUUGCAAGGAAAUCCCCAGCCCUGGAAACAUGUUCAAUGUCCGCAAAAGUCCCAAAAUCUAGAAACAACAAUGUCUCAAAGUCCUCAUUCAUGACUGAGUUGUUAAAAGACAGAGAGAGAAUGCAUCGUGAGAAAAUGGAAGCAAAGAAAAAAAGACACGAAGAAAAAAUGGAUAUACAAAAGGAAAAACUUGUAUUGAUGAGGCAGAAAAUAUUAUUACAGGAAAUGCUCCUAGAAAAACUAAAUGCCUGCAAAGACAUUGGCACUGUUUAAACCGAUCGGUUUUGAGGUCAAUCAAUUUGCCAUUGAAUUAUAUGAUUUCUGUUUCGAUUAUUAUAAUUUUCUUAAAUGAUUUCACAAUAAAUUAUUUCUAAUG
Molecule: messenger RNA, 1114 nt
Organism: Topomyia yanbarensis
Lineage: Eukaryota; Metazoa; Arthropoda; Insecta; Diptera; Culicidae
Exons: 2
Coding region: 157-1011 (284 amino acids)
Source: RefSeq, a predicted model, not a curated record